AUGUCAAAACAAACUUCCAACAUACAUUGUAUGAGCAGUUAUUCAGAAGAAGUAAAAAAGAAAAAUGAAAUUCUUCACGAGAAGUUAAAGGAUUCAAAGCAAGAAACCAAACGAACAAAAAGAAGAGAAGAAUACUGGAAAACAAAAUGUACUCGCUUAGAAACCUCAGCAGACUCAACUGUAGAGGAAUGUCACAAAUUCAUAAGCGAAUUACAAGAGGAAAAUGAUGACCUCAACAAUGUUCUCAGAGAACUUCGGAAAAUUUUAAAGGAGAAGGAGGAGGAAAUUUCAGUAAUGUCUGAGUUAUUACAAGAAGCAAACAAAAACGACGUGAUUCGCUUGUUUAAUAAAAAAGAGAAAGCAUUCACACCUCAGCUUCAUCUAUGUGUCUACACUCUUCUUGAGCACAAUGUUCCUGCUACCCAGAUUGAACCAACUAUUGAAGCAUGUUUAAAGUUGGCAGGAAAAAAACCUGAUCAUCUUCCAUGUCAGACAACUAUUGCAAAUAUGAACAUACAACGUCUUUCACUCGCUAAAAAACAACUGGAGGAAAUAUUACCCGAGAAAAAAAACACUACGUUACAUACAGAUGAAACUUCAAAGUAUGGCAUAAAGUAUGGUGGGUUUUCGGUUCGUGACGAAGAUGGAUCUUAUUUUGUUUUAGGUCUGCGUGAAAUGGCAACCAAGUCAGCAGAGAAUACUUUAGACACAUUUAAGGAUAUUUUAGAGGAUAUAUCUGAAGCAAAUAACAAAACUCUUGAACAGGGAACAAAAUUUUGGGCAGCAUACAAAACACAAUGA
Molecule: messenger RNA, 801 nt
Organism: Saccostrea echinata
Lineage: Eukaryota; Metazoa; Mollusca; Bivalvia; Ostreida; Ostreidae
Exons: 2
Coding region: 1-801 (266 amino acids)
Source: RefSeq, a predicted model, not a curated record